Molecule: messenger RNA, 2479 nt
Organism: Seriola aureovittata
Lineage: Eukaryota; Metazoa; Chordata; Actinopteri; Carangiformes; Carangidae
Product: palmitoyltransferase ZDHHC14-like
Exons: 9
Coding region: 768-2324 (518 amino acids)
Biological process (GO): protein targeting to membrane; peptidyl-L-cysteine S-palmitoylation
Cellular component (GO): Golgi apparatus; endoplasmic reticulum
Molecular function (GO): protein-cysteine S-palmitoyltransferase activity
Source: RefSeq, a predicted model, not a curated record
UAUUGUCUGAACCGUUUGGCUUGUUUAUAAAUUUUCUACAUUUUGUAGAAUGUGAGCUCAAAUCCCCAAAUACAGACCGAUCUGCCAGUUAUUUGUUAGUUCACUGUAAACUGAAUUUCUCUAGGAACUCUUAAGCAGCUAGAAGCCUGAUCUUUUUUUCUCUGCAGAGUGGUUAAUCUUCGUCAGUUUAGGAUCUGUGCAGCCCUGGAGUCGGAGCUCCAGCAGCUCUGCGGAGGAUCAGGAUGCUCUUCACGUUCUCCUCCUCCUCCUCCUCCUCCUCCUCCUCCUCCUCCUCACUGACACAGACCAUCUGAACCUCAGUGCCGCUGCUGUCUAACGAUCCGGACCCGGCUCACACCCGGUGCGUGUCCCAUCCACAAUCGGAUCCGUUGCUGUCCUUGGAUAAUAAAGGCUGGAUUAUGUGAGGGGGGACGCUGCAUGGGCACGAGGCGGGGGUGUUGUGGUGUUUGUUUUUAUUUUUUUUGUUGUUUUUUUUCUUUUUGGAUUUUGGACCCCGUGAGCCUGCGUGAGACCACGAGUUGAUGUUUGUUUACGAAAUAUUACAAAAUAAAAGCCGACGAUUUUUGGAUUAAAAUGCAGGGUUUCCUUUUAUUGUGGCUCCUGAGAAGAAAACCAGACCUGAGGAUUCACGUUGGAGGCUGACUGAGCAUUUGGAGAGCCUGAACGCACCAGCAGCACGCGCACAGCUCUGAUUGUAUUUGAAUUUUUCUGUCUGUAUUUACCUGUCCGCUCACCUGUGUGGACACAUGUCUCAGAUCCACCAUGCGGCUCUGGACCAGCACCAGCACCAGCAGCAGCCGGGCCAGUACAACCAGAUCUGCACCCGCAGCAGCAGCAGCUCGACCCCGGCCGCCGCAACCGAGGGAGCAGAGCCGUCCUCCUGCCCGGGCCAGAGGAGCCGGACCGCCCGUAGGAAGUGGCAGGUGUUCCCGGGGAGGAACCGGUUCUACUGCAACGGGAGGAUCAUGAUGGCGAGACAGACCGGGGUUUUCUACCUGACCCUGGUCCUCAUCCUGCUCACCAGCGGCCUCUUCUUCACCUUCGACUGUCCCUUCCUGGCGUCAAACCUGACCCCGGCCAUCCCGGUGGUCGGCGGCGUCCUCUUCUUCUUCGUCAUGGGGAUGCUGUUCAGGGCGAGUUUCAGCGACCCCGGAGUCCUGCCCCGAGCCACGCCGGACGAGGCCGCCGACCUGGAGAGGCAGAUCGACUCUUCGGGCUGCUCCAGACCUCCUCCUCGCACCAGAGAGGUUCUCAUCAACGGACAGACGGUCAAACUGAAAUACUGCUUCACCUGCAAAAUCUUUAGACCGCCUCGAGCGUCACACUGCAGCCUGUGCGACAACUGUGUGGAGCGUUUCGACCACCACUGCCCCUGGGUGGGGAACUGCGUCGGACGGAGGAACUAUCGCUUCUUCUACCUGUUCAUCGUCUCGCUCUCCUUCUUCACUAUCUUCAUCUUCGCCUUCGUCAUCACACACGUCAUCCUCAGAUCGAACCGGACGGGUUUCCUGAGCGCGCUCAAAGACAGUCCGGCCAGCGUCCUGGAGGUGGUGGUGUGUUUCUUCUCCGUCUGGUCGAUUGUUGGUCUGUCGGGGUUCCACACCUACCUGAUCAGCUCCAACCAGACCACCAACGAAGAUAUUAAAGGGUCAUGGUCCACCAAGCGAAGUAAGGAUAACUACAACCCCUACAGCUAUGGAAACAUCUUGACCAACUGCUGUGCUGCUCUAUGUGGACCUCUGCCUCCCAGUUUGAUUGACAGGAGAGGUCUGAUCCGGUCUGACACGCCUCAGACCACCUCCCAGUCUAACGGGACCAGUGGCAGCAGCUACGCCUCCACUCAGCUCCACAGUCACAAGUGUGAUCAGGAUCAGUGUCUCCAGAGCACCAAGUUUGUCCUCCAGGCAGCAGCCACUCCUCUGCUCCACAGCGACCCUGUGGUAUUGGCACCUCUGCCAGGAAAGACCACCACCCUAGGGGGCCCCUGUGCCUACCUGGCCCCCACCCAGCAGUCCCUGCCAUCCUGCGGGGGAGACGUCUUGACCAUGAGGGACGCUGCUGCCGACUCUCACUGCCACCACCACCUCCACCAUCACCACCAUCACCACCACCAUCACCUCGUCAGUCCAGAGGAAACACCAUGCACCACGCCGCAGGGCGCCCUGCCUUGCCCCGCCCACCUGCACCUCCACCCCCAGCCUCACCCACCUGUCCCCAGCCCCGCCACCCUCUACGAUCCUGCCAGUCAGGACGCUCUGCACGAGGACUCGGUCAGAGGGCUGGUCAAACUCAGCUCUGUGUGAACCAAACUGACCACACUUAAAUUUAACCUCCGUUUGACCCUUGUUUAAGUUUGGUCUCUAUAGAGUGUGUUUCCAUCCACCUGAAUUUAUUCAUAUUUUUUUCAAUCUGUGCAUUAAAAAACUUGAAGUGGAAACACCAGUUUUCACAAAAUGUU